Saccostrea echinata is the source of this 1052-nucleotide messenger RNA. RefSeq lists its product as uncharacterized. The transcript is spliced from 2 exons. Bases 214 to 567 code for a protein of 117 amino acids. NCBI's taxonomy places the organism in Eukaryota, Metazoa, Mollusca, Bivalvia, Ostreida, Ostreidae. The record is from RefSeq and is a predicted model, not a curated record.
GAAUCCUAGGUGAGAAGGAAUUGACAAAUGAUGGUUGAUGACUUUAGAGUGGCGUAACAUCACACACAAAUCAACCAAUCAACAGGCUUUUGACGUGCCGUCAUUUUGACGAAGGUGUCAAAGGUUUUUGUCGUCGCUGUCGUUUGAAUUGAUAAUUAUAAAAUCUUGCAUUGUCUAAUUUAAACUAACCUACUUCCCCCUUGAACAAGCAACAUGAAGGAAGUGGUGGUAGUUCUUGUUACAUUGUUCAUAACAACCCACGUGUACGGGGACAUCCUGUUGUCUGAUAAAACAUAUGUUAACGGUGUCCUAGUGGCUGAGAAAAAGGUCCCGGAAGUCCAGAAACGGAACUUUCAGCGAGUUUGGGUUGAUGAGGCAGUCAGCGUUAUGUCCAUGGGUGAAACCCCAAAACCUCUGUACGUGGGCAACGCUGUUGUCAUGCAGUCACAUGACUACAAAGAUGGCGCCUUCUUCCCAAUUGGACCUAAAAAGAGUUUUAAGGCUUUUUAUUUCCGAAAUCAACCUCCUAUUCCACGAUCCGUGAUGGCGAAAUAUGGACUUUUAUAACUGGUUUAUAUCAAAUACAACUUUUCGUAUUAAUAUUUCUUGAAUUUCUUUACUCAGAUGACGAUGGUGAUGGCGAUAAUUCGAGUUUCCAUUCCAAAAUCAAGAAUGGUUGAUAAAACUGGAUAUCCACAACAAACAAUUGUAUUGUGCCAUACAAAAAACAUAGCGUGUUCGUUUCUUUUGCAUCAAUCGUGUUUAAGUAGCAGAAAAACAUACAUUUAUAUGAAUGUAUUUACAAAUAACCAAUUUCUAUGUAGCGAAAUAUCCAACGGAAAUGAUAUGAAAAUAGUGAUUAAUGAACACCAAUUCCGGUGCAAUUUACCUCUUUGACAGCUUUUGUUUCUGACUCCGUUCUUGUAUGUUUUUGAUUGUAUAUUUCUGGGCUAAAAUACUCCAGUAUUCAUACAAAAGGGAGGAUAUGUGCUCAUUUGAAUAUUUUUAUCUUAGUUGCUUAUUCUGGUCGAUAGAUAUGCAAUUUUUUCUCA